AUGCUGGCCACGUCGGCAAUCCGUGGUACCCCGUUGAGGGCAGCUGCACGAAAUAUUGUCCGCAAGACAACCACUCGUGCCGCAUCGUCGAGCUCCUCCGAGGCCGCCUCCUCUCCCUUCUACCUCACAGCAGGCGCCUCUGCCGCGACCCUUGCUUCAAUCGGUUCAAUUGCUUGGUAUUACCAUCUCUAUGGCCGAGAUGUCUUCGCCAUGACGCCGGCCGAAGAAGGUCUGCAUCCGACACAGUACCCAUGGGAACACGUAAAGUGGACAAAAACAUUCGAUCACGCAGCUCUUCGAAGAGGUUUCCAGGUCUACCGAGAAGUUUGCGCCGCAUGCCACUCUCUCAAGCGUAUCCCGUAUCGAGGUUUGGUUGGAACGUUCAUGACAGUCGAUGAGGCCAAGGCUCUGGCGGAAGAGAACGAAUAUGACACCGAACCCAACGAUGAGGGCGAGAUCGAGAAGCGACCAGGAAAACUGUCCGAUUACCUCCCAUCCCCAUACAAGAACGACGAGGCUGCUCGUGCUGCCAACAAUGGUGCUUUGCCCCCGGAUCUAUCGCUCAUGGUCAAGGCCCGACACGGCGGCUGCAACUACAUUUUCAGUUUGCUUACCGGAUAUCCCGAGGAACCACCUGCUGGCGCCACCGUGCAGUCCGGCUUGAACUUCAACCCCUACUUCCCUGGCACUGGCAUUGCAAUGGCUCGAGUUUUGUACGACGGUCUUGUUGAAUAUGAAGAUGGUACCCCCGCAACAACGUCGCAAAUGGCCAAGGACGUGGUUGAGUUCUUGAACUGGACGGCAGAGCCGGAGAUGGACGACCGCAAGAAAAUGGGCAUCAAGGUUCUGAUCAUCGGUACUGUACUACUGGCAUUGAGCGGUUGGGUCAAGCGAUACAAGUGGUCUCCUCUGAAGAACCGGAAGUUGGUCUAUAACCCCCCCAUUGGCCGAGGCAGCCCACCAAGACCUUAA
Messenger RNA from Capronia coronata CBS 617.96, 972 nucleotides. RefSeq names its product cytochrome c1, heme protein, mitochondrial. The coding region runs from base 1 to 972 and encodes 323 amino acids. Gene Ontology annotation, biological process: mitochondrial electron transport, ubiquinol to cytochrome c. The record is from RefSeq and is a predicted model, not a curated record. The transcript has 4 exons. Gene Ontology annotation, molecular function: electron transfer activity; heme binding. Lineage: Eukaryota; Fungi; Ascomycota; Eurotiomycetes; Chaetothyriales; Herpotrichiellaceae.